GAUGCCUGUCGGCAAUGUGUGACGGACUCGCAGAACAGUCACGGAAAGGUUUGUGGAACGGUCAGAACCAUCGACUCCAAAGCAUGUGAAAUACAGAAGGCUGCCGAAAUUGUCAUCGAGUUCGAGGGCUACAAGCCUUCUCGCCUUGGAAGGUUCGCCUCAAUGCUGGUGCCGAUGACGACCGCACUAAUCGUCAUCCUUUUCGUCGUCGUUGUGGCAGAUUAUUACUGGGAUUGCGAAUGGAGCUGGCCCGACCAUCUUUGCUUCAUCGGCACAUUUCCAAUCUUUGGGAGCUUUGACACCAACUCGUACGUGUUCUUGAUACUGUGGUGCCUGGGCGUGACUUGGUUCUUCUUCCUGAUUGUGAAUACUGGCGGUCAGAUGAUCAAGCAGUUUGGCUUGAGAGCACCAUUCCGCAAGGCGGCGGUCAUCUGUGUGUCCGUGCAGGAACGUCAGGAGACCAUCAGCAGUGGAUACUCGCGGACAUUGGCCUUGCGGAAGAAGGCGCUGGGCUUGGUGGCCAAACUCCUUCGAGCAAAGGAUCUGCCGGGCGGCUUUCUGUCGCUGUCCGGUGCAUCAUCCCAGACAAUUCCUCUCAAGUACGACCACUCCAGCAAGCUCUGGUACGUGGAGUUUCGCUGCCAGAGAUAUGUGUAUGAUCCUGUCACCGACGGCUUUUUGCAGCACGAUCCCAGCACAAGUCUGAGGAAAGGCCAUGCGGCCUUCGAUGCGCUGCUAGCAGAAGGCGGCCUGAGGACGAAAAGCCCGUCGCCCCAAGGCUUCAAGUCUGUCGAAGAGAUGUACAGGAGCUCCGGGCCGAACCGGAUUCCCUUUGAAGUCGACGGAUGGACCCAGGCGCUCACCGAGGAGUUCAGCACGCUUUUCUUCUUAUACCAGUUCGCCAUCUACGCGGUCUGUGUCUGGUUCUCCUACUGGCACUACACCAUCAUCGCCAUGACCAUUGCUGUCAUCUCUGGCUUUUUCAACACGUCUGUCAGACUUGCGAGUCAGCAGUCCAUCAAAUCGAUGAUGGAACAGCAGCUGACCGCCCACGUACUUCGAGACGGCCAGGUGGUCGAGGUCGACGCCAACGAGCUUGUGCCUGGCGACAUCCUGAAGGUCCAUCCUGGCCCUGUCCCUUGUGACCUGCUGUUGCUACGCGGAGCGGCGGUCUGCGAUGAGUCGACUUUGACUGGCGAGUCCAUGCCUGUUCAGCGCCUGGCACCGGUAGAGAAGCUUCCGGAUGACCCGCGCGGAUUUCGAUUCCCAGCAAAGCAUUCGCUGGUUGCCGUGGACUCAGAACUUGGAUGUAGCAAGCCCGAGGGCAAGCGUCGUGGUCGGAGUUGGUUUUCCGGUGUCGAGGCAGGAACGUCAGUACUGCAAGUUGUCGAUGAUGAGACUUGGGCCCUGGCCACGCAUACCGGCAUCCAUACGCAGAUGCAUGGCAGCACCCGAAGUAUCAGUAUUUUUCAGGAAGGCUGGGGAAGCCUGACAACGUGUGAGCAGCACCAAAGGGUACCGUCUGUCCAGUUCUGUGCCAAGGUUGUGUUUUUCCUGCUCAUCAUCUAUGCUUUUGCCCUUGUGGUCAAGUUGAUGAGAGUCAUGUAUGUCCGCUACGCAGUGCAGCAGAAGCUGCCCCUGACGGCCACCUGGGCGAGUGGGGUCUUCACGUGCUCCUGCGUGCUGCCCACCAUGCUGCACAUCGUGCUCUCCGUGGGCCAGGUGAUUUCUGCGAAGCGGCUGAAGGAGAAGGCUUGCAGCAUCUUCUGCGUGGUGCCGAAGCGCAUCGCUUUGGCCGGGAAGGUGCGGGUUGCUUGCUUUGAUAAGACGGGCACCUUGACAACCAGCGGUCUGGAGUUCUUCGGAGUGCACUGUGUGGAGAUGGACGGCAGCGACCCGGGACUUCAAGGUUCACAAAGCCCUUUCUCCUCGCUCCCUGCCGCCACGGCCGCGAGUCCGCGACUGGCGGCAGAACCUCAGAAGUCGAAGUGGGACCUCCACAUUUUGUGUGGCUUGGCGAGCGCACAUUCGCUGUCGCCCUUCUCGCAAAGCGAAGCAGGUGUUGUUGGAAAUGCUGUCGAGGUGAACAUGUUCAAAGCCUCCGGAUGGUCGCUGGCCUCGCAGAGCGAUGUCCGAAGCCCGUCUGGCGGCUCUUUCGAAGGGCAUCGGCUGGAAAUCCUGAAGCGUUUCGAUUUCUCCCAUAGCACCAUGACGAUGAGUGCCGUGGUGAAGCAUCAUCCCAGUGGCGAGCAAGGCAUCUACUGCAAAGGCAGCUUCGAGCACAUUCUGCGCAAGUGUCGGCCGAGCUCGGUGCCGGAGAACUUCGUGCAG
Symbiodinium sp. CCMP2456 is the source of this 2331-nucleotide messenger RNA. The record is from the annotation of a GenBank genome assembly. Lineage: Eukaryota; Dinophyceae; Suessiales; Symbiodiniaceae.